GUAAACAACUUCCAACAAUUUCAGCCCAAAUUUGACUGACUUUCUAAUAAAAAAUAUAACAUCGAUUGAGUUUUUCACUUAGAUAUCAAAAAUAUGACCAAUCUAGUUGGAAAAUAUUUGGAGAACAUAUCACUUUCGAUAAAACUACUUUUAUUCGUAAUCUAUAUGCUAAUUUUAUGCGUUUUACGCAUUUGAUGUAUUUCUUAUGAAGUUUCUAAUGCUAUCUUCAAUUUGUUUUAAAUGAGAAAUCCAUCGUUUUAAUUUCUCGUGUCAUAGUAGCUCGGUUUAGGAACUGUAUAUAUACCACAGUUUUGUAACUAGCAUUAAUGACGUGAAAAACGAGGUUAGAAAUGCUUUCGAUUUAUUAAACGUGAAAAAUUAUACAUUUCUCAUGCUCGACAGAGUGGAAUGUAUACAGUACGUGUAUGCAUAUAUAUUUCAAUUAAAAGUAAAAGUACCGUGGAAUGUGAAGCAUUUCGGUGUUUGGUCGUAGUUAUACGUUAAACGCGUUAUUACAAUGCCGUUUAAGUUUCAUUUGAAGAAAAGUCGACAAUAUAAUGUGGUCUCCAAAAAUCAGUAUGUGAUAUGCAUAGAACUGUUGGAUACCACCUCCAUAGAAUGCACACUGAGUAUUGAUAGCCUUGGUCAGGAGUGUUUGGACAAUGUGACUCAACGUUUAGGAUUAGGACAGCCUGAAUUCUUUGGUCUACGUUAUAUUUCAAGGCAUGAUUCUCCAUCUCCAAGAUGGGUUGACAUGGACAAACCAUUGAAAAAACAAUUGGAAAAAGAAGCCAAAAAUUUUAGUCUAUAUUUGAGGGUCAUGUACUAUGUUACUGAUGUGCAACUCAUUCAAGAUGAAAUGACAAGGUAUCAUUAUUACCUUCAAUUGAAAAGCGAUGUUUUGGAAAGUAGAUUUCAGUGUAAUUCUAGGCAAGCAACUCUUUUAGCAAGUUACUUGAUGCAAGCAGAAUUUGGUAACUAUGAUGCAGAACGACAUACAAUGGAGUGCUUGCAACAAUGUACAUUAUUUCCCAAGGAUGUUAUUCAAGCAGAUCCUGGAGGACCAGAUUCUCUUUUGCAUACUGCUGUAUGUCAAUACAAGAAUCUGGUUGGUGUUACUCAGCCUGCAGCAGAGGAAUUAUACAUUUCUAUUGUUAUGCAGUUAGAGGGAUAUGGAAAUGAAACAUUUUCUACUAAGGACAAUGGAAAUAAUGAAGUGAUACUAGGAAUAUCUGUCAAUGGGAUUAUGGUCAUCUAUCCUAACACACAGACAACACAAUUCUAUAGAUGGAAAGAUAUAAGCAAUGUGAUCAAUCACAAAAAGACGUUUAGAAUAGAAUGUCAAGCCGAAGGCGAGGAGCCAAAGCAAUUCAUAUUUACCGAAUCGCGGAAUGCAAAAUAUGUGUGGCGUUUAUGUAUAGCACAGCACACAUUUUACAUGCAACAUCAAGAAUCUCGGCCAAUGGAGAGAUCAACUAAUGGUUAUUUCGACAGCGACACGAACGAUUCGGGAGAUCAUGCGGUAUCGGUAAAUUUGGAUAACAGAAAUGCAGAGGGUCACACAAGAUGGACUAGUUAUAAUGAUCUCUCAACGUCACCGUAUCCCGUUGUAUCCGUGUCGUCUACAGACAUCAAUAACUUACGUGCCUUACUUCCGUCCUAUAGACCAGCACCUGAUUAUGAAACUGCUGUCCAAAUGAAAUAUAAUAACGGGGGAAAUCCACCCCAGCCUUAUUACGCUAAUCAAUCCACGAUUGUGGGAGCAGAAAUUUCGUGCCUUCUUGGUAACGUAGUCAAUCGAAGUAGAUAUUGAAAUUACGAAUUACGAGUUCUAUCAUCCAAGAUCAUACGAGAUGAGAAACAUAAUCGUCCCGAGUAUUAUAAAUGUUUUUAAGAAGCAGUAUUUCCUAAUAAUUAUUCAUAUACAGCCACACCUUCAUGAGAAAUAACAGAAAAUCCUACAUUCUGGAUUAACACUUUACUGACAACUAGCGAUUCAACAGUAUACGUACGUUCGACUGGCGCAGAUUCUCCCUGACGCCGGUUUCGAUUUAAACUCUCCAAUACCAUUCUUUUUGUUCAUCGCGAACGGUACGUUUUUCAAAUUGGUAUAAAACUGUGAGAGCUUACAAAGCAACACAACUGACUCAAUUGCUGAAGGUACCUUAGUACUGUAUAACAAAUUACUGCUCAAAUAAUGAGAAAGAUGGUCGACAACAAAAAAACCGAUUAAUCGGCUAUCGGUCGGUAAAGUGUUAAUGGUUAAGACUGACACGCACAAUUUUACAAACUAUUUGUUCUUUCACUCUAUAUAUUAAAACAUACUAUUUUUAAAUAUUAAUAUUUUGCAUAGCGCAGUUUCAUUAUGUUCACAAAUAAUUCCCUUUAUCAUAGAUGGGAAAGUGAUCUUUCUGAUUAUAUCAGUUUUUUGACAUAAAUAUUGUUAUAAUUUAUAGUAUAUAGUAAUGUAUAGAGUGUCAUAUAAGACCUAGAUAACAUCAUACUGUAAAUAGAUGGUAAUCUUAUUUUUUUUAAUCAAUAUGUUAAAUAAAAUAAGAUAUAUUUAUUAUUAUAACCAAAAUAAAGUUUACUGAUAUCUGUCAAUCUA
Molecule: messenger RNA, 2608 nt
Organism: Bombus terrestris (buff-tailed bumblebee)
Lineage: Eukaryota; Metazoa; Arthropoda; Insecta; Hymenoptera; Apidae
Gene: Pez
Product: tyrosine-protein phosphatase non-receptor type 14
Exons: 7
Coding region: 518-1813 (431 amino acids)
Cellular component (GO): cytoskeleton
Molecular function (GO): protein tyrosine phosphatase activity; cytoskeletal protein binding
Source: RefSeq, a predicted model, not a curated record